GCAAGACGAAACUGGCUGCUUAGUCCGACGAUGGCCAGCAUGCGGCUUGUACUGGCUAUCAACCAAAGGAACGCCCCGGUCAGCUCGGUGCUGUGUAGCAAACAGCAUGCUGCUGGGGUUUGCCAACUUUCCACUCCACAACCUCCAUAGACUGUUCAACGUCCAUAAUCUGGACCAGGUCAUCGACCCUACUACGCUGGUUGAGACACGGUCAAACAAUCACACAACCGUUCAAGACAAGUCCAAUUAUCAAGCAUGGCCCAGAAACGCAGCAAGGUGAGAAAGGUGGCAGCCGUCUCUAGCAACGCCGCCGCCACCACCAUCGAUGGCGAGUCUGGAUCGUCCGCUCCACCUGACCGCGCCACAUGGUCUGGCUGGGUUGAGAUGGAGUCCGAGCCAGCAUUCUUCAACGUCAUGCUCAAAGAGAUGGGCGUCAGAGGCGUUAAAGUCCAGGAAGUCUACGAUCUCGGCGAGGAGUUUCUUGCAAUGCUACCACAACCGGUGCAUGCGCUCAUCUUCCUGUUUCGCUUUCGCGAGACCGAGAACCCGCAAGUCCCGGCUGACGGCUGUCCAAAGCACGUUUGGUUCGCCAACCAAACACCUGAUUUUGCAUGCGCCACUUUCGCAUUGCUCAACAUAGUGAACAACAUCCCCGACCUUGAGCUUGGCGAUGAGCUACGCCAGUUCAAGGUGUCUACGCAGGACAUGGACCCGUUGAGUAGAGGUGACGCGGUAGAUGGCUUUGACUUUGUUCGGCGCAUUCACAACUCUUUCGCUCGUGACAACGACAUACUCGAGACCGAUAUCCAUUUGCGCGACAAAGCGAGCAAACUCAAGAAGCGCCAGGCACUUGCGAAGGCCCGCGAGACUCGUGAGCUAAAGAAAGUCGGGAAGACCGAGCCGGCAACGCCACAAAAGCGUAAGUCGGAGAGUGAAGAGCCGCCUACCAGGUCCACACGUAGGCGCAAAAUCCAGUCGCCUGGGGACGUCGACCGCUCCCUGAUACCAGCCAAGGAAGGUGCUAACGCUACUGGACGAACAGCAAAACGUGGCAUUACCAAGAGUGGCACGACUGCCAAGAAAACUUUGCCCACUAAGAAAGCGAAGAAGUCGCCGAAGGAAGAAUCUCGCAAUGGUGGCUCAAACGCUGAAUUUGAGACACCUUCCACGGCGAGAGUGACCGACGAAGCGCAGACGAAUGGCUUGCGCCGCUCCGAGCGUGCACCCAAGUCGAGGAAGGAUAUCGCGACCGCUGCUGCUGCCGCUGAAGCGGCGGCAGACGAAGGCUUUCAUUUCUGCGCCUACAUGCCGAUCAACGGCCACGUGUGGAAGCUGGACGGCCUUGACCGCUACCCGCAAGACAUGGGCUCGUUCAGUGAAGACGAUGGCGGCAACUGGAUGCAUGUCGCUCAACCCACUCUUAUGGGUCGGAUGGCACAGUACGAGGCUUCUGAGAUACAGUUCAACAUUAUGGCUAUCGUCCAUGACACUCUGAGCACAGAUCGUGUGGCAUUGCUUCAGAAUGUCAAGACGCUGCGUACCGUUGAUGCCAAGCUGAGCGGACUCUGCGAGGACCGGCACACGAUGGAGGGUGCCGAGACCAAGAAGGAUGUCGUUACGGAGUCAGCUUCAGAGCUCAAUGUCGCUGCAGCGGACAUUGAGUCAGCACAAGUGCCGGCGGAGAUGGCAGCCAGGAUCAAAAAGAAGGACGAUCUGCUUGAGCUGAUCGAACUGCGACAGGGCGUAAUUGCGCAGCAGGUUGCUUUGAGAGCGAUGCUACGGGACGCUCUUGAAGCCAACAAAGAAGAUGACAGGAAAGCCAGGCACAGAAGGCACGACUAUGCAAAGUUCAUUGACUCGUGGCUUGGUGCUCUGGCCGAGCAGGAGCUCCUUACUGAUCUCAUCGAUGCAUAAGCGGGAGAGGUUCCGGGGUUUAAGCCUGCGCUGAAGGCUACGUCUCUGAGCACAGCGUAUGGGACUGUAAGCAUAUCUAUUGCCUGAGAAUUUAGCGUGGCGUUGGAAGAGGAGGAUAUCGGUGGCGUCACGGCAUCAUUAUGUCGUAUAGAGCUCAUUGUUCAACACUAGGCAGAGCAUCGACUAGAAAGCUAGCCUUGCGCAAGCUGACAUUUAUUACUGGUGGCCUUGUUCGCCGUGACAGAGUCGGCUGACGCACAAUACGCUCUCAAAGCUCCAUAGUGACCCGCAACACGUUUGCCAUCGCCUCCAUUACAUGGAAUACACAUACCUGGCACAAUGCACUUACGCUG
Molecule: messenger RNA, 2267 nt
Organism: Baudoinia panamericana UAMH 10762
Lineage: Eukaryota; Fungi; Ascomycota; Dothideomycetes; Mycosphaerellales; Teratosphaeriaceae
Exons: 1
Coding region: 256-1914 (552 amino acids)
Biological process (GO): ubiquitin-dependent protein catabolic process; protein deubiquitination
Cellular component (GO): cytoplasm
Molecular function (GO): cysteine-type deubiquitinase activity
Source: RefSeq, a predicted model, not a curated record